Salvia hispanica is the source of this 1000-nucleotide messenger RNA. RefSeq names its product bidirectional sugar transporter NEC1-like. Gene Ontology annotation, biological process: carbohydrate transport. The record is from RefSeq and is a predicted model, not a curated record. Gene Ontology annotation, molecular function: sugar transmembrane transporter activity. Lineage: Eukaryota; Viridiplantae; Streptophyta; Magnoliopsida; Lamiales; Lamiaceae. Gene Ontology annotation, cellular component: membrane.
AUUUGUUCCAAGUAUUCAAAGAGCUUCACCAAAAAUAUUUGGAAACAAAGAUUAGAGAAGAAUGGCUCUAUUUAGUGUGGAACACUUGGCUUUCAUAUUUGGCCUUCUAGGGAACAUUAUAUCAUUCUUAGUAUUCUUGGCACCUAUGCCAACUUUCUACACAAUUUGGAAGAGGAAAUCAUCUGAAGGGUUUCAAGCAUUACCAUAUUCAGUUGCAUUUUUCAGUGCUUCCUUGUUGUUAUACUAUGCUUUCCUUAAAACCGGUGCCUAUAUGAUCAUUACUAUAAAUGGCAUUGGAUGCUUCAUCGAGACCGUUUACCUAUUGAUAUACGUAGUAUAUGCACCUAAGAAGUCCAAGUUGUUCACGAUGGGUUUCAUUCUCAUAUUCAACGUUGGCGGCUUAGGGUUGGUGAUGACGGUUUCUUUACUAGCUUUCCAUGGUGCCAAUAGGGUUUCUUUGGUGGGAUGGAUAUGUUGUAUUAUAAACCUAGCUGUAUUUGCUGCCCCUUUCAGCAUCAUGCGGCGCGUGAUCAAGACCAAAAGUGUAGAGUAUAUGCCAUUCACUUUGUCCUUGUUCCUAACCCUUUGUGCUACAAUGUGGUUUUUCUAUGGAUUCUUCAUAAAUGACUACUAUAUUGCAUUUCCAAAUAUUUUGGGAUUUUUGUUCGGGAUUGCUCAAAUGAUCUUGUACUUCGUCUACAAAAAUGCUAAGAAGGAUGAUACACUAAAUCUCGAGGUCGAUCCCACCAAGGAUGUGGAGAAGAAUUUGAGCCUUGAGGAAGCCAAAGAUGUUGAAAUGAUGUCUAAAUGAUUUGAAGAUGGAGGGGUCAGGAUAUUUCUACAAUAGCUAUCGAUCUAUACUAAAUAUUUAGAAAUUAUCCAGCAUGAUAUUGUUACUGCACAUGCUAAAUAAAUUCCAUUGUGAAUAUCCUUUUUAGGAUUUUCUCUUAGCUAUUUCAUACUACUUAGGAAAAUUUACACUAUGUAAAUUUGGAUUAAA